Molecule: messenger RNA, 2478 nt
Organism: Armigeres subalbatus
Lineage: Eukaryota; Metazoa; Arthropoda; Insecta; Diptera; Culicidae
Exons: 2
Coding region: 1-2478 (825 amino acids)
Source: RefSeq, a predicted model, not a curated record
AUGACGCCCCCAAAGAAGGCGACUAAGCAAACAAAAUUGAAAAUUCUGUAUCGUCGGCGGACAAAUAUUUUGGGUUCCGCAAAUUUAAUAAAAUCGUUUGCUGACACGUUCGAUGCCACAAAAAAUGAUCAGUUACCCGUACGCAUUCAACGACUUGAUGCGUUGGGGCAAGAAUUUGAGGAAACACAAGAUGAAAUUGAGAUUCUUGAAGAUGCAGAAGAAGAGUUUUUGCAAGAAAGGGAAGAAUUUCAAACCCUUUACUUUGAAUUGAAGGCUUCGUUACAGGGUAAACUUCCCGUACAAGCACCCGUACCUCCGCCACCCCCUCCUGCUCAACCAUUAUUGGCUUCCGUCCCCAUUACGUCGAGCGUUCGUUUGCCUGAAAUAAAAUUGAAGGAGUUCUCUGGGAAUCUCGAUGAUUGGGUGUCAUUCCGCGAUCUUUUCGUCUCGCUAAUUCAUUCGAGCGUACAACUAACGGCUGUACAAAAAAUGCAUUAUUUGCGAGCUGCACUUUCUGGCGAAGCAGCUCGCCUCAUAUCAUCGUUCGAGAUUUCCGCUAACAAUUAUCUCGUAGCGUGGAACUUGUUGAAAGAACGCUUCGAAAAUUCAAAUUUUCUGGUAAAGCGGCACAUGUCUGCAUUACUUACGAUUCCUACUCUGAGAAAAGAGUCUGCACAGGGACUUGCAGAUCUUGCUGAUGAGUGCCAUCGUCACGUACAGUUGCUGGAUAAACUCGAAGGUGCUGAGAAUCAUUGGAAUUCCUUUCUAGUUGAAAAAUUGAGCCAAUGUCUUGAUGCUGUUACACUCCGUGAGUGGGAGACACUUGUUUCCGAUGAAGAAGACUACCCGAAGUACAAAGACCUCCUCGAGGUUAUCCAUAGAAGAUCGCGGAUAAUCCAAACGCUUAAGCUCUCCCAAUCGGCAAAUACCCUAUCCAAGGCAAGCCAAGUCACUGUUCGUUGUUUCCGACAAUGUGCUCCAAGUGUGGUAGCUGCAAGCAGGCACACUUCCCGUUUCAGUGUGAACAAUUCCGAAUGCUCUCCCCCCAAUAACGGUUUGAAGUCGCGAAGAAACACGGGCUGUGUAUUAAUUGCGCAUCAAGCAAAGAAUUGCACCAGCGGUUCCUGCAAGAGAUGCGACAAGAAGCAUCACGUUGUGGCAACUACAAGGCAGCUAGUAGCUGCGAACAAACCCGCUGAAGCAAACACUUUGGCGCCUCGUCAAUUGUCGCAUUUCGUUCCGAAUCAUAUCGAAAGCUCUCCGUCGGAAGGGCCCGCGGUCGCCUCACCACCUGUCACGUCGUCGUUUCGUUCGCAGUUGUCGCGCGGUCAUCCUUUCCCAAAUUCGUCGUUUACGUCGGUUGAUUUCGUUUCUCCAUCCACCUCUUGUCAAAGUGCAGAAGUGAACACCCAAUUCUGGCAGUCAACGGUUAUUCUGUCAACAGCAGUGAUAAAGGUGAAAGAUGCAGACAACCAGUACGUUCACGCCAGAGCCCUGUUAGACAGUGGUUCACAGCCAAGUUUUAUUUCCGAAGCAUUAUGUCAAAAGCUUCGUUUGAAGCGGACCAAGUUGAAUUCGCCAGUUAGUGGCAUCGGACAAUCCAUCGUCAACGUCCGCUACGCUGUGAAACUAUCGAACGCUUCUCGUUUUGAAUCCUUCAACGCCGAACUGGACUGCCUCGUGCUGCCGAAGCUUACCGUCUCGCUGCCGGGACACCACAUUGAUAUCUCUUGUUGGAGGAUCCCAAGGCAUCUCCCACUCGCUGAUCCACAAUUCAACAUCAGUCAAGGUGUGGAUAUCAUUAUUGGAGCUGCUCUGUUCUUCGAUCUUCUCCAACACGAGCAGAUAUUUAUCACUCCUGGUUAUCCUAAGCUACAAAAAACGGUUCUGGGAUAUAUCGUCUGUGGAAAACUAGAACAGCCAAUGAAUGAAACCACAAAAACGCAGACUUGCCACAUUUGUGUCGAAGACAGACUCGAUACGCAGCUUCAGCGGUUUUGGGAGAUUGAAAAUUUUGAUGAUGGUAAGGCUUUAACUCCAGAUGAACAACUUUGCGAAGAUCACUUCCAAAAUACCAUCGCUCGUGAUGAGACGGGCCGAUACGUCGUACGACUUCCGCUCAAGGAAGAAAAGGUGUCGAUGCUUGGAGAUUCGUAUACCUCGGCGCUCCGGAGAUUCCAACACAUGGAGAAAAGAUUUGUCGCAGAUGAAGAUCUCCGUCGCAGUUAUACAGAGUUCCUGGAGGAGUGUGAGAGGUUGGGUCACAUGGAGCCGGUUUCCGUCGCGCCGCGUAGCUCACAGUUUUUCUUAUCCCACCAUGCCAUCCAGCGCCCAGACAGUACUCCCACCAAAACACGGGUGGUAUUUGACGGUUCCUGUCGUGGAGCAGCCUCGCUAUCGCUGAAUGAAGCACUCUACGUCGGACCAACGGUUCAGCCAACCCUCCGUCCGUCUGCCACGAUUUGUCAUAACAGCUGA